AGUUUGAAUUUCGGACUAUAGAAUGGUUUAAUUUUUGUACAUGAUAUUAUCGAACAAUUAAAAAUUCAGUUAUGCUUUAAAAUAAAAUACAUGUUCCUACCUACAUAAAAACCAAUCCGACGAAGCACAUAAUUUUGAGCCUAAUUUUAGUAUACGUACUUUUUAAAAUAAUCUUUUAGUGACAUAACCUAUUUAUACCAGUCCAGUGGUAAAGAAUGUCUGAAAGUAAAAACGAUAAUAUUAAGACUUCUAAAGAAGCAAAUGCAAAUAAUAGUGCCGAAAAUAAUAAUAUUGAGAAACACAAAGAGGAGCCUUGGGGUUAUGAUUUAUAUCCUGAAAGGAGAGGCACGUUCAAGCCUAAACUGGGCAAUGUCGUGUUGGGUAGGGAAGGUAAAGAAAAUAUUGAAAAAUUAAAAUGUGAGAAACAUGUUUAUGACUGCGUGAAGAAUAGUUCUAUAGUAAAAGUGAUGAUGGCUGCUUUAAAAAGCUCUGGUUGUCCUAUUGAUAUCCGAAGGCACAUAUCCUGUGAAGUUUGUGACUAUUCAGUUAGUGGAGGAUAUGAUCCAGAAUUAAAUCAAAUAGUAGUGUGCCAAAAUGUCUCCACCAGACAGGGUAUGGUGCAAGGUGUGUUGGCCCACGAAAUGAUUCAUAUGUUUGAUUAUUGCCGGAAUCAACUGGACUUCAAGAACAUGGAGCAUCUGGCCUGCACAGAGAUCAGAGCAGCUAAUCUAACACAUUGUUCAUUUACAAGCGCCUGGUCUCAGGGAGACGCAUCUUGGACAAAAAUUAAAAAGGCACACCAAGACUGUGUGAAAACUAAAGCACUGUAUUCAAUACUUGCUGUUAGACAGAUUGGAAAGAGGGAAGCUGUUGAUAUUAUUGAAAAAGUAUUUCCUAAAUGUUAUGCUGAUUUGGAGCCCAUUGGCAGGAGAAUAAGACGGAAUUCUGAUGAUAUGUUGAGGGCAUUCAAAGAAGCAGCAUAUUAUGGCUAUGAAUAGAGACAUAUAAAAGAAAAUAGAGGCAUAGGUAUAAAAGAAAAGAGAAGUGAUAAAAUUAAAGGGAUAUAUGUAGAUAUUGCAUAUAAUUAUGUAGAUAUUGUUUGUUAAUUUACCAUUUUAUUCAUAAAAAAAUAAAUCUCCUAUUCCACUUUGCAAUAUUACAAAUUUUACUGCAUAGGGUUGACAUGCUGUUGAUGUUUUUAUGAAUCAGGUUUAUCAAAUAUUUUCUUUAUUUUCUUUUGAAAUACUUACCUAUGUGAAAGUUAUUAGCUUUUAUUGUAGAUAGUGUACAUAUACUUGUUGUAGAAAUAAAUAAUACCCUUGUUUAAUGGUUUAAAA
Molecule: messenger RNA, 1337 nt
Organism: Plodia interpunctella (Indianmeal moth)
Lineage: Eukaryota; Metazoa; Arthropoda; Insecta; Lepidoptera; Pyralidae
Exons: 5
Coding region: 216-998 (260 amino acids)
Biological process (GO): mitochondrial proton-transporting ATP synthase complex assembly; mitochondrial protein processing
Molecular function (GO): metalloendopeptidase activity
Source: RefSeq, a predicted model, not a curated record